Molecule: messenger RNA, 2236 nt
Organism: Seriola aureovittata
Lineage: Eukaryota; Metazoa; Chordata; Actinopteri; Carangiformes; Carangidae
Gene: top6bl
Product: DUF4554 domain-containing protein
Exons: 14
Coding region: 113-1504 (463 amino acids)
Biological process (GO): meiotic DNA double-strand break formation
Source: RefSeq, a predicted model, not a curated record
AUAUUGGGUGCAGAGGGACUUCAAGUGUCGAUAACUCUGCUUUAGCAAAGUAAACCAGUGGGAAACUGCAUCUGAAAUUCAUUAUCGAGUGCUGUUGUGUCAGUACACAAAAAUGCUCAGAGAAAUACAGCAGGUGUUGAGGCUGGUCAUGCUAAUGGGAAAGCAAAGGCAGCAGCAUGGUUUUAAGAGGGCAGGAGGGCUUUUGGUUCUUCUGUGGACUGAAACCAGAACUUCUGUUCAAAGUUUAUACUGCACCGUUGCAGCUGCUGGUCCCUGGUGCACAGGGAUUAAAAUGAAAGCACUCCAACCUGUCCUCACAGAUUUGAAGGAGAGCAUGUUUCCCUGUGCAUGGCUGUGUCCUGAGCCCGACCCUGAGGAGUUGUGUUCCUUUACUGAUCUGUACGGUUCCCUCAGAUUACUCCUCUCCUUUCAGAUGAAAGAUGCAAGACUUUUCAGUCCAGAGUGUCAAGCUCAUAUAGAGGCAUUCCUACGCAUAUUCAGUUUGGCUAAUGCAGGGAUUAAAAUCCACCUCAAAUUCAAAUUCAACCAGGAGACCCUCCAACAAGAAUUCAGAGUGAAAAUCAAAAGUAAAGUUGCACAGGCAGAUGACCCAUCACUGAUCUUGGAUGUCACUUGUAAUACACAGCCUCCAGAGUGUGUGAAGAAAGGAUGCUGGUGUCAGGGAGGACACCCUGUCCUUGGAGGCAGGUUACCACUCAGUAUCCCACCACAAGCCAUGGAACAGGGCCUGUACGGGGAGCUCAGCAUUCAGCCUGUAACACUUCUCAGGCCCUGUGUGCUGCAAUACCCCAAUCUGGCAACCCAGCUAACUCACAUACAAAUAUCCUUUGUGCUGGUUUACAGCCCCAGUAAUGUUCCUGUUACAGGGCCCUCCACCUUCCUCCAGAACCUCCCCGCUCAUCUGGGCUGUCAAGAACUGACCCUGCAUGGCCUUCGCUGCUCCUCCUUCAAAGAUCUUGCACUCAGUGGUGGCACCGUGUAUAAAAUAGAGCAAGAAAACUCAGAGGAAGAAUCAAGUCUUCCCACAAUGCAGCAGAGUCUCCUGCUUUUUCUCUUCCUGCAGCACAGUGACCCCUUCACCUCCCAGGUCUCUGAUGUUAUGGAUACAGAGGCACUGAUCGAGCACCACCUGGAGGAUAUUCUGAGCAACAACAGACAGGCAGUCACAACAACCCUGCAGACUGAGCUGAAAAACACUCUGAAAGCCCAAAAUCGCAGAAAAAUGGACCAAGAGAAGCUGCGUUCAGCUGUCGACGUGAUUCGCAGUUCAUCCAUCAGUAUCGUGAGCAGCAGCAGCAACAUGGACUUCAGAAAUGCCUGUCUGAACAGCAUGAAGGUACAUGACACUCAUGAACUGUCGGCCUCCUUCUCUGAAUCUUUGAGGAGGGUGACAUCAUGGAAAUUCACCCCCAGGGGCAGGUGCUACUCAGUUCAGAUGGAAGAACAUCCUGAGAGUGAUGAGGCUACUAGAACAGAAAUCUGAGACUGUCUGUGUUUUUCUAGAAUGAGUUUUGUUCCAUUUGAAACCUGUGGAAGGAGUUAACACUAGGAUGAUUAUUUUGCAGUUUAAAGUGUGGCAGUAGUGCAUGUUGUAAAUAUGCCGGUAAUGGCUGAAAUAGCUAUUUAUUUAACCUUUAAUUUUAAAAAAUACACUGUUGUUAUUAUAGUUUGUGUGUUAUACCAGAUGUGAUUGAUUUUUACACAGUUCUAAGAUAUAAAAUAUUCUAAAAGAUCUAUAUAACACAUACAUAUAAGGUCUGCAGCUAACAGUUAUUUUCAUUAUUAUUAUUUCAUAUUAUUGAUCUGAUUAAUCUCUUUUCUCAAUCAAAAUACUGUGAUACUUGCCCGUGAAAAUAUCCUGAACCAGGUGACAUCAUUAUAUGUCAUAUUUUGUUUGAUCAACACUCCAAAACGUAUUCAAUAUACUAUAAUGUGAAAAAGAAAAAAAAAAAGGCUAAUUCUCACAUUUGAGAAAUUGAAAGGAUUACAUUUUUGGUAUUUUUAUUUGAAAAAUUAAAUGAUUAAUCAUUUGUCAGAAAAGUUUUUGUUUUUUCUUCCGUCAACUACUCGUUCAGUUGACUCAUUUCUGAUCUGAAACACUCCUUUGUUGAUGUUUUUUUAUGUAGCCCGAAAUAAACAAUAUGGUACAGUAGCAUGGGCAUCUAUAGUGUUUAUAUUCCUACUGACGCUGUAAGGUUACAUUAUAUACCUCCGC